GCAGUGAGGAGGAGGAGUAGGAUCUCAGCUGGAAGAGAGAGAAGGGGAGUGUACACACACACAGACACACACACAGAGGAGUGUGUUAUUGUGUGUGUGUGUCGGCUGACAGGCGGAGUGUGUGUGUGUAUGUGUGUGUGUGUGUGUGUGUGUGUGUUUGUGACAGAUCAGAGCGCGUGGAUUCAACUCCACUGGACUGGAUGUAUUAUCAGACCACAACACAUACAAGACACAAAGUGCUGAUUAAACUGCAGGAGCGAGUGUGGAGGAGUGAGUAAUCAAGAGGCACAACACACACAGACCUGACCAACCACGGCCAUGGCCAGCAAUAACACAGCGAGCAUCGCACAGGCCAGGAAGCUGGUGGAGCAGCUGAAGAUGGAGGCCAACAUCGACAGGAUAAAGGUAUCAAAAGCAGCAGCAGACCUAAUGUCCUACUGCGAUGCCCACGCCAAAGAGGACCCCCUGUUAUCGCCGGUCCCAGCAUCAGAGAACCCAUUCAGGGAGAAGAAGUUCUUCUGUGCCAUCCUGUAAAUGCUGCACGGCCCCUCAGCGUCUGCUCAGGGCGCCGACUUUGAACGAUGAUGUUCAAACAUACAUAGAAAUCUUCUAGUAGGAGGGGGAUGCGAUUACUGCCCUCUGUGUCCAACGGCACCAUUAAAAGUGUCCACUAUAAAACCUCGUGUACACAUUGAAAAGGGGUUGGCAUUGUGUUUGGAGGGGUGUGUGCAGCAUGUUGAAGGGGUCUGUGCUUUUAGACAUAAAAAGAGAUGAGGAGGAGUUUGAUGAUAACCCAGACGUGAUGGACAACCAGUCAAUGAUGCCAGUCUGCAGGUUGUGAUGUGUGUGAAACAAAAACAAACAAAAAAAUUGCUAAAAAUGAGAUUUGAAAUAUUUUGUGGUUCUUUUGGGACUUCUGUUAAAUGGUUAAAAGGGUGGGUCAUAGGACAGCAAAGACAAAUAUGCCUUCCAUUAGACUCCACCUGAUUAUUGGAAUGUUUUUUAAGUUGUUUUAUUUCCUGUUGAUUUUAACUGUACCUUUCACCUAAAUAUCUUUCUAUAACUGUAUGUGAUUACUGAAGAAGCUCUGUUCAGUUUUUUUUUUAGACCAACAGGUUAGCUACAGCUUUUUUAACGGGAUGUUUGAAACAUUCAACUUCUGUGAUUCUCUUUGCAAAUACCUUUCUGAAAACCAGUCUCUGUCUAUGAACAGCUAUCUGGAAAAUGUGAUCCAGUUUGUUUCCUUCAGAUACAAACCCUCUUUCUACAAUUUGUAUAAAAUGACUAGCGAAUAAACUGUGCUGUGCUGUGACUUCUGAAAA
Messenger RNA from Sphaeramia orbicularis (orbiculate cardinalfish), 1322 nucleotides. It is a transcript of the gene gng2, whose product is annotated as guanine nucleotide binding protein (G protein), gamma 2. The transcript is spliced from 4 exons. Bases 319 to 534 code for a protein of 71 amino acids. Gene Ontology annotation, biological process: G protein-coupled receptor signaling pathway. The record is from RefSeq and is a predicted model, not a curated record. Gene Ontology annotation, cellular component: heterotrimeric G-protein complex. Gene Ontology annotation, molecular function: G-protein beta-subunit binding. Lineage: Eukaryota; Metazoa; Chordata; Actinopteri; Kurtiformes; Apogonidae.